AUGAAGGAUCUAGGAGAGGCUUCUUAUGUAUUAGGAAUUGAGAUAAAGAGAGACAGAGCACAAGGUUUAUUGGGAUUAUCUCAACAAGCCUACAUUUCAAAAAUACUUCAGAGAUUUGAUAUGGCUACUUGUGCUCAUGGGGAGGUUCCAAUAUCUAAGGGAGAUAAAUUAAAUAAGGAUCAAUGCCCUAAAACAAGUGUUGAGAAAAGGGAAAUGGAGUCUGUACCAUAUGCUAGAUUAGUUGGCAGUCUCAUGUAUGCACAAGUGUGCACUAGGCCAGAUUUAUCCUUUGCAGUUGGCAUGUUGUCUAGAUUUCAAUAUGAUCCUGGACACAAGCAUUGGACUGCUGGCAAAAAGGUAUUGAGAUACCUACAGAGGACUAAGAGUCACAUGCUUGUGUAUAAGCGUGUAAAGAAACUUGAACUUGUAGGCUUCACAGACUCAGAUUUUGCAGGCAAUUAUCCUGCAUCAAUGAAGUCUACUUGUGGCUAUGUAUAUAUGUUGGCAGGUGGUGCAGUGGCUUGGAAAACAAUGAAACAAUCAUUGAUAGCCACAUCCACCAUGCAAGCAGAAAUUAUAGCCAUAUAUGAAGCUGCUGUGUUCUUCAGUAAGAAUAGCAAAAGGUCCAAUAAUUCAAAACAUAUAGACUUGAAGUUCUACAGUGUGAGAAAGAGGGUAAAAGAUGGAGAGAUUGAAAUAGCUGCCAUUAGCACAGAUGCACAGCUUGCAGACCCUUUUACCAAAGCAAUAUCAGUUUCAGUUUUCAUGAAGCAUGUUGAAGACAUGUGA
This is a messenger RNA of Rosa rugosa (rugosa rose), 789 nucleotides long. RefSeq names its product secreted RxLR effector protein 161-like. The transcript has 2 exons. NCBI's taxonomy places the organism in Eukaryota, Viridiplantae, Streptophyta, Magnoliopsida, Rosales, Rosaceae. The record is from RefSeq and is a predicted model, not a curated record. The coding region runs from base 1 to 789 and encodes 262 amino acids.